UCUUUAAACCGGAAGUAAUUGGACCGCGAUUCACUGCCCUCCAGGAGAUGAAUACAUAACCUCGUCAGAUCAUGGCAAAUAACAGAAGAAUAGUACUAGUAUUUGGAGGGUUUGUUGCAGCCGUUGCAGCCACAUUCUACCCCAUACUCUUCUAUCCAAUGUCGCAUACAGAUGAAUACAAACAAGUUCAGACAGUCAACCGAGCGGGCAUCAAUCAAGCAGACGUACAGCCUGUGGGAGUGAAAGUUUGGUCAGAUCCAUACAAGUCCAAGUAAUGGAUCAUUGUCCAAGAUCGAUCAGAGUGAAUAUUUUGACAAGACCGAAGAAGCCUGUGCCGGAGCAGUGAUUGCAGAUUGCCUAAUGAACAGUUUGACAAUGAUGUGAGUGUGUGUGUGUGUGUGUGUGUGUGCGCACGCUUGUAAUGCACUUAUUGUGUGGAGGUGAUGGUUUGGGUUGCAUUCUUUGAAGAACACUUUAUCCUAUGAAUAAAGUCUGUUGGGUGUUAAACGCUGGAAUAUGAUUUUAAGCUAUGGAAUCUAUCCCAUUUGGUUCAUAGAAACCAGAAGGCUCUUUGGUCUGGUUGUACUACAUUUGACAUCCAUGCUCCUAUUUAAAUGCAUAAUUACUAGUAAUGUGUAGCUCUGGAUGUUGUGCAGAGAAUAAACAUUUGAGCUGUU
Messenger RNA from Sardina pilchardus (European sardine), 677 nucleotides. It is a transcript of the gene smim20, whose product is annotated as small integral membrane protein 20. The transcript has 3 exons. The record is from RefSeq and is a predicted model, not a curated record. Bases 72 to 275 code for a protein of 67 amino acids. Gene Ontology annotation, biological process: mitochondrial respiratory chain complex IV assembly. Gene Ontology annotation, cellular component: mitochondrial inner membrane. NCBI's taxonomy places the organism in Eukaryota, Metazoa, Chordata, Actinopteri, Clupeiformes, Clupeidae.